Messenger RNA from Miscanthus lutarioriparius, 1269 nucleotides. The record is from the annotation of a GenBank genome assembly. NCBI's taxonomy places the organism in Eukaryota, Viridiplantae, Streptophyta, Magnoliopsida, Poales, Poaceae.
AUGGCGAGACUCGGAGACCCAGAGACGAGGCCUGAUGAGGACGAAUGCCUCAUCCCAACCUCAUUUGCCACUGAGGCAAGCCGGCGAGAGUGGGAGGAAACUGCUGCUGUCUCCUGGGCCAUGUCCGGGCCACCCAACACCGGUCCCAGGGAGGUGGAGGCGGCCAUCCGUGACGAGUUCCGCCUCCGGCAAGGCGAGGUUCCUGCUCGUGCUUUUGAGGAGUUCCCACACCACCCACCACCACCUAGGCGCACCGACAAGGAGGAGCCGCGCACCAGGUGGCCUGAUAGCAGGUCCUCUAAGGGGACAAAGGGGCGCUACAACAACGACCACCCUGACUUCUACAAGGGCCGUGGCAAGCGCCACGACGACGACGACGACUACGACACUUAUGGCCGGGGUGGCCGAGAUGACCCUGGCAGGUAUGGCCGGGGUGAUCAUAGCGGUGCUGGUGGCUACCGUGAACGCGACCGCUCCCCUCCACGUCGCCUCUGGGCACAUGGCAGCAGGCAUGGAGGUCGACAAAGGGCUCCCGAUGCCCUUGAGCAUGCUGUGGUGCAACCAACUGAGCUCCUGUUGCCGGCUAAGCUUCCUCAAGUAAGUGUCUUGCAGGUGACUGAAGAGGCUGAGCUGCAGCGCCUCUUCAAAGCCCACGCCAUGGCCCUCCAAGGUGCUAUGCAGCGCAUCAUGGACCGGGCGGGCGUCCAGCACACCGGAGAGAUGGCCUCCUCGCUGAAGUCUCUCAUGCAAGACUACAUCGACAAAGCUUCGGCGCUAGCUGAGGGGCUUGGGCUGCUUCAAGGCCCCCCAGAAGUUGCUAGGCUGGACCUGCACGAGGCAGGGAAUGAAGCCCGCAAGCUGAUGGCGCCACUACUCCAACAACCACAGCACGUAGCUGCUACUAUGCCAACACCGGCCUCUGGCGGGGCUAGGCGCCGCAGACGCCAGCGUGCCUUCGACAUGUCUGCGGUACGGCGAAGUGCUCGCCUGGCCAAUGCUCGCCCCAUGUCCCAGAUGCAGCGUGCUCAGAGAAACCUUUGCCAAAAACUUGGUCUCCUGCAUGAUGAUCUUGAACCUGUGGAAACCGCUUUGCAGGACUACAUCGCCAUGUUCAAUGGCCCGCUGCCGAUGGACAUCAUUGCCGCGCUGACGGAGAUGUUCAACCUGGGCACCGAAGAGCCAAAUGAAGUUGAUGAUGCGCUGCUUCGCAUGGUGGGCGAGGGAGUCGAAGAACUCCGCGACGCAGCCAUCCUGACUGCAGCAGCCUGA